CGAGAGGCCGAAUACCUACCAUCCUGGGUUUUCGCCUUGCUCGAUCUCUCGCCCUCCUCGCUCAUAUCGGAUUGCUGCGAUUAUAGUAAGCCUUCCCAGGAAGGCUCUCUCCACCGCCUGGCGUCAUGGCCGACGUCCGGUCCAAGAACCUCUACGAGCUUCUUGGCAAUGACCCUGAACUCGACCCCGAAAGACCUCCUACUCCCCCUACACGAGCCCUCGAUCGGCCCGUAGCUCGCCACGGCAAGCGUGAGGCUCCCAAGGAAGCUCCCAGCCAACCCCGUGAGAACGCCCCUCGUCGUGCCGGCCGCACGACUGGCAACGAGGCUGCUUUCCGUGACCGCAAUGCUGGCCGCGACCAGAACCGCGAGAAGCCCACCGAGGAGGGCAGCCAGCCCCAGCGCCGGGCUUUCCGUGGCGAGCGUGGCGACCGUUCCCGCAACGACCGCCAGUCUCGCACCGGUGUGACCGACACCCGCAAGCAGGUUGAGCAGGGAUGGGGCGCCAACAACGGCGACAAGAACUGGGAUGACGAGCGUGCCGCGGAGAAGAUCGCCAAGGGCGACGAGAACGAGCCCCAGACCCCCGCCGAGGAGAAGCCCGAGGAGCCGGUUGACAAGUCCAAGUCGUACGCCGACUACCUGGCCGAGCAGGCUGCCAAGCUUAGCUUGGCCGCCAAGCCCGUCCGCGCCGCCAACGAGGGUAGCAAGACCGACAAGAAGUGGACCGCCGCCAAGGAGUUCAAGCGCGACGAGGAGGACGAGGAGUACAUCAAGGCUUCCUCCGAGAAGGCCAAGCGCGAGAAGCAGCGCAAGGAGAAGAACUUUGUCGAUGUCGACAUGCGCUUCGUCGAGCAGCCCCGUGGCGGCCCUGCCCCCCGUGGUGCUGGCCGUGGUGGCCGUGGUGGCCGCGGUGCCCCCCGUGGCGCCCGUGGUGCUGCUAACGGUCCUCGUGGUGGUGGCCGUGGUGCUGCCGCCGCUGCUGGUGCUGCCGGCCCUACCGUCGACGAGAAGAACUUUCCUACUCUGGGCGGCAACUAAAAAAAAUGAGGAUACCUCGCCCUCUACUCCGCUCAAACAACAUCUUUUUUUUUUGAGCCCAAAACUUAGUCGGGAAAUCAUCCCUGAUUCAUUUUUUUCUAUUUUAUGUACUAGCUGUCCAACCCUCGCACAGCCGACACGAUAAUAUGGAACGAUGGGAAGAUGAUCCGCCUCUACGGAGUAUGCCAUGCCCCCCUCCCCCUUUCUAACCCCUCGACGCCCAAAAAAAAAAGAAAAAUCUUGCAUUCGGCCUGACCAUGAUAUGACUUGGCCUAUGUAUUUUUGAUUUGCAGGGGAAAAUAAAAUGUUACGUUUA
Messenger RNA from Penicilliopsis zonata CBS 506.65, 1356 nucleotides. RefSeq lists its product as hypothetical. The record is from RefSeq and is a predicted model, not a curated record. The transcript is spliced from 4 exons. NCBI's taxonomy places the organism in Eukaryota, Fungi, Ascomycota, Eurotiomycetes, Eurotiales, Aspergillaceae. Gene Ontology annotation, cellular component: nucleus; cytoplasm. The coding region runs from base 126 to 1040 and encodes 304 amino acids. Gene Ontology annotation, molecular function: RNA binding.